AUGUGGUGCUGCGAAGUUAACUUUUCUGUGUUUCAACACGUGCUGUCCUUCCUCCAGGGUUCGCCGGGAGACCUGCUUGCUGCCUCCCACGUGAGCCCAGGGUUCCGCUGCCAGUGCCUCGAUGAACUCUUCUUCAAGGAGCUCUGCACGCGCGGCUGGGCCGAGAGCGCGGCGCUGCUGCCGUUCUACGGCGACAGCUGGCGCCAGCUCUACCUGGAGGGCACCAGCAAGGUGAUCCCGCGCCAGGUGCAAGCCCACGCCGUCCGCCGGCUCGCGCGCCUCAAAGCCACCUUCGCCACCGACACCGACGCCACCGCUCACCUUCGGGACCGCCGCACGUUCUACGAGGGCCAGCUGAACACGGUGCUGAACCAGGUCUCGGUGGACCGGGCGGACGUGGCGGCGAAGACGGAGCAGGUGCGGGAGCUGCUCGCGCGGGCCAGGCGGGAGGAGGAACGCGACGGCCAGAGCGCACUGCACCUCUUUUGCCUCCACCACUUUGCUCUGCGUCUCACACACGUCGGGAGGGCGGUGGUGGCGCACCACGCAGCUACGGCCUACGCGUUCGCCGGUCUGGCCGUGGGCCUCUGCGUCGACGAGCCGCGCCUGGCGCGCCUGGUCCUGCUCCACUUCUACAACGCGUGCCCCUUCACCCUCCCCUACCACCCCACCCUCCCAGGCGACGCGGUGCGUCGGCGGUGGUUUCGUACGGAAGGCGGAGAGGGGGCGCUCGAGCUCGAUCAGCAGAGCAUGAGCGGUCUGGUGACCCUCUACGCCGCCUUUGUCCAAACUGAACCGCCCAAAGGCAAACGACAUCCGUACGGGCUUCGGCACGGGUGCGCGUGGCUGGUGCGGAUGCUGCACGAACCGCGCCACUUGCACUCGAUCUCUGCGCUCUUUCACUUUUGCUCGACCGCAAGCUUCGCUUUGAUCAAGAACGAGCCGCUCUUCUACCAAGGCUUCCUCGAACAGAUCAGAGAGUGGACGCACGCAGACGAGGAGCAAGGGAGCGACAGCACCGAAGCCAGUUCCCAACCGGGCCAAUGCGGCCAGUACAUGUGCCCCGGGUCCGGUGAUGUGUCGAUCCGCGCUGUGGGGGUGCGUCUGGAGACCGUCGUUGCCAACGCCGCGGCCGCGCUGGCCGGCACGCGAGGCCUCGAAGCGCCGGCCGGGUGGAGCCUCGACAUCUCCGACCGCCCCUCCAUCCUAUGCCCGGCCGACCCCGCACAACCGCAACGACCAACAACCAGAAUUAUAACAUAA
Acanthamoeba castellanii str. Neff is the source of this 1263-nucleotide messenger RNA. RefSeq lists its product as uncharacterized. Gene Ontology annotation, cellular component: nuclear pore cytoplasmic filaments; nuclear pore; cytoplasm. Bases 1 to 1263 code for a protein of 420 amino acids. Lineage: Eukaryota; Discosea; Longamoebia; Acanthamoebidae. Gene Ontology annotation, biological process: regulation of translational termination; regulation of translational initiation; poly(A)+ mRNA export from nucleus. The record is from RefSeq and is a predicted model, not a curated record. Gene Ontology annotation, molecular function: phospholipid binding; inositol hexakisphosphate binding; translation initiation factor binding. The transcript is spliced from 9 exons.